Messenger RNA from Amblyraja radiata (thorny skate), 1274 nucleotides. RefSeq names its product succinate-CoA ligase GDP/ADP-forming subunit alph (gene suclg1). Gene Ontology annotation, cellular component: mitochondrion; succinate-CoA ligase complex (ADP-forming). NCBI's taxonomy places the organism in Eukaryota, Metazoa, Chordata, Chondrichthyes, Rajiformes, Rajidae. Bases 73 to 1056 code for a protein of 327 amino acids. The transcript is spliced from 9 exons. The record is from RefSeq and is a predicted model, not a curated record. Gene Ontology annotation, biological process: tricarboxylic acid cycle. Gene Ontology annotation, molecular function: succinate-CoA ligase (GDP-forming) activity; succinate-CoA ligase (ADP-forming) activity.
CGGGCUGCUGUGGCUGGGGGUCCUGGGGCUGUCAUUGGCGCUGACCCCGGCGGGGAGAGAAGAGGAGAGGAGAUGGCGGCGGCGGCGGCACUGGCGGGGAGAGUGCGGCUCGUCCUGGAGCGAAGUGGAGUGAGGCACUGCUACACCAGCUCAAGGCAAAACCUCUACAUAGACAAGACAACAAAGGUCAUAUGUCAAGGUUUCACUGGGAAACAGGGGACAUUUCACAGCCAGCAGGCUUUGGAGUAUGGCACCAAUUUAGUAGGAGGAGUGUCACCAGGGAAAGGCGGUAAAACCCACAUGAAUUUACCUGUCUUCAACACGGUUCAAGAGGCUAAAGAAAGUACAGGAGCCGAAGCAUCUGUUAUCUACGUCCCUCCUCCAUUUGCAGCUGCUGCCAUCCACGAGUCAAUAGAUGCUGAGAUCCCGCUCGUGGUUUGUAUCACGGAAGGCAUUCCACAGCAAGACAUGGUACGGGUAAAACAUCGGCUACUGCGGCAGUCUAAGACUCGCCUUAUUGGCCCCAACUGUCCAGGAGUAAUCAAUCCUGGAGAGUGUAAAAUUGGAAUCAUGCCUGGGCAUAUCCAUAAGAAGGGAAGAAUUGGUAUUGUAUCAAGAUCCGGUACACUAACAUAUGAAGCUGUUCACCAGACGACACAGGUUGACCUGGGCCAGUCUCUGUGUGUGGGAAUUGGUGGGGAUCCCUUCAACGGAACAGACUUCAUUGAUUGCCUGGAAGUUUUCCUGAAGGACCCUAAAACAGAAGGCAUCAUUUUAAUUGGAGAGAUUGGUGGCAAUGCUGAGGAGAAUGCUGCAGAAUAUUUACAGCAGCACAAUAUGGGGCCCAACGCUAAGCCGGUCGUGUCGUUCAUUGCUGGACUCACCGCUCCGCCAGGCCGGAGAAUGGGUCACGCUGGUGCCAUCAUCGCUGGAGGCAAAGGUGGAGCCAAAGAGAAGAUUGCUGCCCUACAGCAGGCCGGUGUGGUGAUCAGCAUGUCCCCCGCCCAGCUGGGCAGCACCAUGCUGAAGGAAUUUGAAAAGAAGAAGAUGCUGUAAAUGGUCUCCCGAAAAGUUUUUUUUUUUAAAGAAAAGAAGACGACCAGAGGCUUCCUAAACGGUUCCAUACCCUGAUCAACUGUCUUACCGUUCAAUGGGCUGGAUGCAAUGAUUGACCCUUAUUGAAACAGAGCCAUAUACAGAGGUUUUGUCUAUUUUAUCCGAAUGUGUACGUACACUCGAUGAAAUACUCCCAUAAAAUAAAUAAUUUUCAAAAC